GUCCCACGUGCCCUAAAUUUGGCUACUUUAAUAGACACCGUCUUCUGACCUCGGCUAUUCCAGUCAAGUUCAAGAGAAACUUCAAAAUUGGAAGUUAAACUGUAGAAGUCGCGUUUAAAGACGCAAUCCUGCCGUUUACUGUACACGUCUUAGGCCUACUGUGCGACAUAAUUGUGACAAACUACUAAACUGGAGCACGAACCAACAACAACAAAAAAAUAAUAAUUUUCAUAAAAGAUUCUACAUAAAAGUGGGCGUGGAAUCGCAGUUCCUGCAGGGAGAUGGGUGGAGAGCCCUAAAAUAACCUGCGGACUUGUCAUGGCUUCUGGAAAAGUGCACUCUAACCAGCUACAAUGGCGACCGGACCAGUAACGCAGCAGAUCGUCAGGAAUCAGCAGGGGACGCAGAAACCUCCGGCAAACGUGCACCUCUCGGACGUCGAAGACUGCCUGGUAUACGAUCGGUAUGGAAAUGGUAUUCCUUUCGGAAGAUUGUAUCAAGAUAAGACAUCAAUCAUCGUUUUCGUUAAGAACUUCUUGUGCUACACGUGUAAAGAGUAUGUUGAGGAUCUUGCCAAAAUUCCAAAGAAAUCGCUCCUGAGUGCUGAUGUCAGAUUGGUUCUGAUUGGACAGUCAUCUCACUGUCAUAUAGAGCCAUUCUAUGAAUUGACGAGAUAUCCCCAUGAAAUAUAUGUCGAUCCUGAAAGGAAAAUUUAUACCACACUGGGGAUGAGAAGAGGAGAGGCGUUUGCAGAAUCAGCGUCGCCGUCUCCGCACGUGAGAUCCAGCAUGCUCCGGGGCACCGUCGGCAGCCUGUGGCGGGCCAUGAGAAGCCCCGCCUUCGAUUUCCAAGGAGACCCCCUCCAACAGGGCGGGGCCAUCAUCGCCGGCCCGGGUUCUGAGGUACAUUUUGCACACUUUGACAUGAAUCGACUGGACCAUAUGCCUAUAAACUGGCUACUGCAACUGGCCGGAGUGGAAACCGUUGACUUCAGCGAUCAGCCAAAGAUAAUCCAUGUUUGAAAUAUGAAAUCUAUAAAGGGCGAGGCGGGGUGACGGUUAGGGGCGGGGCAACUGCAAGUAAACACAAGCGUCUGCUGUUAACUGUACAUAGGACUAUUUAAUUGCGUAUUAAAGCUAUCCUUUUUCACUGGAGACUUCAAUAAAUCAUUUUUGUACUCA
Messenger RNA from Anguilla anguilla (European eel), 1181 nucleotides. It is a transcript of the gene prxl2c, whose product is annotated as peroxiredoxin like 2C. The transcript is spliced from 6 exons. The record is from RefSeq and is a predicted model, not a curated record. The coding region runs from base 354 to 1022 and encodes 222 amino acids. NCBI's taxonomy places the organism in Eukaryota, Metazoa, Chordata, Actinopteri, Anguilliformes, Anguillidae.